Molecule: messenger RNA, 6124 nt
Organism: Clarias gariepinus (North African catfish)
Lineage: Eukaryota; Metazoa; Chordata; Actinopteri; Siluriformes; Clariidae
Gene: tacc1
Product: transforming, acidic coiled-coil containing protein 1
Exons: 13
Coding region: 690-2720 (676 amino acids)
Biological process (GO): mitotic spindle organization; cell population proliferation; cerebral cortex development
Cellular component (GO): cytoplasm
Source: RefSeq, a predicted model, not a curated record
GUGAGCUGAUAAACCAGCCGGGCUGAAAAAAACAACAAAGCAGGGUUUUUUUUAAAAACCUUUUGAAUGGAAGGUCUCCGGUCUCUUCCCCCCCGUCCAUUUCUCCCAAAUAGUCCGAUCCAACCCUAGAGGGGAAAGAGGGAGGGAGAGCGAGACAGCUGAUCAGUGCUGUGGUAUUCUGAGUUUAGAGAACAGAGAGAGAGAGAGAUUGAGGAAGCUGACACAAAAAAAGGAAGAAGCAGUAACCGUGUGUGAAGAACAAACAGUUUAAAGAGUUUUGACGGCUUUUGGAAGAUAAAGAAAACAAGAGAGUGGGUUAGAAUUAAAGAGAUAGAAUGAGAGAUCGAGAGAGAGAAAGGGCUUGACAUCAAAAGAAGAAAUCAAACAUCAUCAGAAAAAGAAAUUGGCAUGAAACGUGACUCGAGUGCCACGUGAAGUUUCCUGCUGCUGAAGAAAAACAUCUCAAGAAGAGGAGAGAGCGAGAGAAGACAAACACAGGGUGAAUUACCUUAGAAUAAGAAGACAGAAAUUGCACGAAGCAAGAAAAUGCGAUGAAACGUGACCAGAGGACGUAGGAGGAUAGAGAGAAAGAGAGAGAAAAAAAACAGAAGAGAGGAGGAGAGAGAAAGAGACACAAGCUCGGCUGCAGAUCCGUGAAGACGUGUGCGCGCACGUUUUUUUAAGAAGAGAUGUCGUGGCUGUCGCCCAUGCAAUGGGCCAAAUGGACCUGGUCUGCUAUGAAAGGAACAGAAGAGGAUGAGCAAAAUCAGAAUGACGUCCAGAAUGGAGGGAUAGAGGAAGAAGAAGAUGAGGAAGAGGAGAGAUCUCAGAGCUUCAGGCAAGUCGGCUCUCAUGACAGCAUGACUAAAGAUCAACAGGCAUACAGGCUGCACAGCUCGGAUUCAGAGGGUCAUUUCGAGACACCCGAGACGGAGUCACCUGUCCAUCAACCACUGGCUCCACCCACAACACGCAUCACAGAAGAGGACGUUGAGUCCUUUGCCGUAACGUCGGUGCCCAAACUUUCCACCCAGAACAACUGUCCAAGACCAGACCUUGAUGAUUUGGACUGUAACAGCCUUCUUCCAGAAAUUCCGAAGAUGAAAUCUCCGCUCAUUCCCGAAUCCACAGAGAUGGAACCAGUCACACACAGUUCUGUAGACUUGGAUGAUAUUCCUCUUCCCAAAAAAUCUCACGCCUACCAACCAGACACAAAACAUCUGGAUGAUGACGAGGCUGGAUCUCAGAAACAAAGAAGUACAAUGGAAGCUGAUGAAAAUCAGACAUCUUCAGAAAAUGAGCCUGGACAUGACCUGUCUGAUGUUCCUCUACCUGAUCCUUCACACGGUUUAAAACAGACGUCUGAAAUUCAAGAUGCCGAUGUAGAGUGCAAAAAGUCUCCGUCUCAGAAACGAGGAAACAAACCUGGAACCAAACCGACAUCUAAGAAACAGAAGCCCAAAGCGAUGGUGGAGGAAAACGACACACAGGCGCAUCUGAAUGUGGACGAUAUUCCUAUCCCUAAAACAUCCUACAGUUUUGACCCGAGUCAGUGGGACGACCCCAAUUUCGAUCCAUUCGGUGGGAAAAACAAAGUCGGGAACUCUCCGACACGCACAAAACCAUCGCACGAUUUCAAUCAGGAUAACUUUGAUGACUCGCUGGAUGCAUUUAAGUCGUCUAACAAGAUUGUUGGGAGCAGCGGCUCAGAGACGACCAGCGAUGAGAAAAAAAAGUGGGAACAGAAGAAAGAGCGCCCUCUGUCGGAAGAGAGGAAAGUGAGGCAGUCAUCCAAGAAGAGCAAAGACCAGAUCAUCACAAACACAUGCAAAGUGAAGAAGUAUGAGAACACACCGUUAGCACUGGACGUCUGCAAGCAGGUUGAGGAAGAACAGGAAGAGCCGGUGCGUCACGCCACAGAUGAGGAGAAACUCGCAUCUACGUGCACGAUGCAGAAACAAGAUAAAACGUCUACGACGUCAGAAACGGACGACGACCCAGAUCUCAUCAAAAAAGAUAAUUUUUCUGAGAAGGAGAUCUGCACACCUAGUGAGACUGUGGAGAAGACCAGUCCCAGUCUGGACUCCAUCGCGCUCAGUGAGAUGGACAAAGCUGCCGUUCUGACACUUAUCAGAGAGGAGAUAAUCGCGAAAGAGAUCGAAUCAAAUGAGUGGAAGCAGAAAUAUGAGGAGAGCAGAAUGGAGGUGUUGGAGAUGAGGAAAAUAGUGGCGGAGUACGAGAAGACAGUAGCCCAGAUGAUCGAAGAUGAACAGAGGAAGAACAUGGGCUCUCAAAUAAGCGUCCAGCAGGUGAUAAAAGAGCGGGAUCAGGCUAUAUCCGAUCUUAACUCAGUCGAACGCUCACUCUCUGACCUGUUCCGCCGCUACGAGAACUUAAAGACAGUGCUGGAGGGAUUUAAAAAGAAUGAGGAGGUUCUGAAGAAGUGCGCUCAAGAAUAUUUAGCGCGCGUCAAGCAGGAGGAACAGCGUUAUAACACGCUCAAAAUCCAUGCUGAGGAAAAACUCGACAAGGCAAACGAAGAGAUCGCUCAGGUGCGUUCGAGGGCGGAUGCAGAGUGUGUGGCACUGAACGCUAGCCUGAGGAAGGAACAGAUGAAGGUGGAGUCUCUGGAGAGAGCGCUGGAACAAAAGAAUCAAGAAAUCGAGGAGCUCACGAAGAUUUGCGACGAACUCAUCGCCAAACUCGGUCCAACAAACUGAUCACUGAGCACACGUGGAUUUCAGCUUCGAGCUUAAGUCCUGACUGAACUCCACCUUCCUUUUACACUGCUCCGCCUCUUACGCAGUCCUGCAUGUCUGGAUCUCUCUCCAACAGCUGCAGUGCAGAACUGCAACAUCAGCUAAAGUAACGCAUCAAUAAUAAAGACUCUUUCGAUUCUUUAGGUGUUAACACGGCCAUCUGCACGCAUCAUCAGGGCUAACUGCAGUAUAGCCAUGAGUCACAAAUCUAAAUGCAUUAGUGCUUUGCGAUGGCUGUGCUUUUUGGAUGCACUGUGUGUUUCAUCCAUGAGGCGAACAUGUGCAGGUGUGUGUGGGCAUAAUUUGUUCUCGUGUGUGUGUCAUCCUUCCUUACAAUACAUGCACGUUGUAAUUUGCGUAUAUGUGUGUGUGAGAGAGACAGAGAAGGUGGCUAUAUUUCCCAGACUAUAAGAUUUUUUUAUUUUUUUUUGCUCAAUUAUAUUUAAAUAUUUUUGCUUUUACCAUCAAGAGUUGUCUUGGCAACACAAAUAAAAAAGCACAGAUAAAACCAAACGGGAUGCUAUUUGCAUAACUACUAAGCAAUUACUCAUGCUUAUAAACUGAUGUCCAGUGCUUAGAUAUGGUGUGUAGUAAUAACACAAUGAGGCAUGAUGUUAUAGGAAAAUAAUCAAUGACAGGGUAGUUGGGAUGAAACAGGAUGUUUUACAACCACAAUGUUUUAUUGCUCUUAUACUGCAAUUUUCCAACACUAAAAAAGUUUUAUCUAUAAAAAAAAACACAGCAAACCUUUUAUCCAUUGCUUUUAGUGUUGUUAAAUGUCUGCGACCACUUGCAUUACAGCAACUGUAGAAUUAUUUUAAUAGUAGUGACUAGACAAACUAAAACCACUUCAACAAGUCUUACACUCUGGAAAAUAUAGUAAAUGUGUAUGCAGGUAACUGUGCUUUGUGUGUGAAUGUGUGUUUGUGUGUUUGAUAAAAGGGUUCAUCUGCUCGUAUUUUUCUCCUUCACUCCAAAAACACCACAGGUGCAAGUGCCAAUGCAAUCCCAUGACGCACACAUUUUAGUGUAAAUAACAAUUUGUUGCGUUGUUAACUUUAUAUUAUUAUAAAGGUUUAUGGUUCAGUUAUUUUAUGAGGAUUUUAUUGAAAAAUCUUGCUAACAGAUUAGCGUGUGUAGUGUUUCCUUGUGUCAGUGUACACACACCCAGGGGUUUUGUGUUACAGAAGUUUAACCUUUGAUAAAAUAUUUAAGUUAUGUUCAGUAAUGCACUAAUGCUAUAGUUUGGACUGGUAUUAGGUCUGCAAUUUUCCCGGUUCAGUAUAGACGAAGCUUCGAUUUAAUCGGAUUAGCCACACUUUGCCUUUUACUGCUUACUGGUUUAACACGAAAUGCAAACCAUCGUAAAUAUGUCGUAACGUAGAAUCAGUCUCGCACUAUCUAGCUCCUUUAGCAAAUAUAUUAACAUUACUAACGUAUAAGUAGCUAUAUAAUGUCGCUAGCUACUAGUUUAGGUUGUGUAAUUAAAGCUACUGUCGAGUUUCCGAUUGGCUAAUCAAAUGAAACUUAAGCUCCGCCCAUAUUGAAUUAGUGAUGCUUUAAAACGUGGCAUCGCUAGUUACGUUAUAUUGAAUCAGGUGUGACGCACAACGAGAUCAAAAUGAAUUGAAAGGGAUCAAACUUGAUCUUUAAUCUGAUUUUCUUUUUAUGAAGAUAUAUAUACCGUUUUAAUUAUUAUAGUUUUUAAAAACAUUUCACUGAAUACACUUUAAGCACUUAAGAGAUCAUGAGGAACUGUUUAUCAAAAAUGUACUUGAGUCUUUUUUUUUUCUUUCAACAAUUGUACAUGUUUUUUAUCGCUCGGAUUCAUCUGAGCUUUUUGUCUGUGUUUCAGUACUGCUUUUGACCUGCUCUUGUUGACUUCACAUAAGGUCAUUAGAUUUAUUGGAGAUGGGGUUAUUGGAAGUGUAAAUAGAAGUUUGAAUGAUUUUUUUUUUUUUUUUUUUGGCCCAUGACCGCUGAUGAAACUGUGGUACUCUUCUAAGAUAGCUAAUUGAAAUACAAAUUAGAUUGCAUUCUAGGUUUUUAUUUAUCAAGUUAGACAAUGGGCUUAACCUUUUUAACCUGCCAGUCCAUUUUCCCCAUUUUGCCGAGAAUGUCACAUCCAAAAUUAAAUGCUUAUUGUUCCCACAUACGUUAGUCCUCAUGCAUAUUGCUUAGAUUAGAACAGAGACUAGAAUUAAGCACUUUAUUUCCACCUGCUUUACACAUCUCUGAACAGAUGAGUGCCUGUUGCUUCAGGUUCAGAACGUUCCCUUAGAAAGCCUCCCUGGCCUGGCUACAGCCACAGGUCCUAUGCAUUUAAUGGUAAGGACACACAUAUGAUAACUCAUUUGGAGGUUAUGUUGCAAAUAAAACUAUUUUAACUGGUGUGAAUAAUGUAUGAUAAAAUGGUUUGCGGGAUCAAAUCCUGAGAUUCUAAACUUCCUAAUAGUAUAUUGGUGUACUGUAUAUUGCUUGAUCGAUUAAUGAUUGGAAAUGCUGUAAAAUAUCCCAAAGGUGUAGACUCAACAGGGACUCAAGAAAAUAAUCUGUACAAAUUGCCAAGGAAAACUGUAAAUAUCAUAUUAUUUUGUAAUAUAUUUCCCAUCAAACCAGCUGAUUAACAUGCUAGUGUAAUUCUCUGAGAAAAUCCUUUCAGUUGCAUUUUUACUAUUGAGAUGGCAUUUAUUAGUUACUUGUGUGGUGUGACGGGACAUCAACAUGGGUGUGUUGAAAAAAGUAUCGGAACACCUCACCUUUGCGAAUGAACAAAAUAUUUUUCUAUAAAUGCUGUUCGACUGACAAUCCAGCUUUUCAUCUGUGCCUGUUGCCAAAGCCACUCCAGUGAAGCUGCCAGUGUCGUAUCCCACAAUUCCCUGCGUGUCAUAUGCAAUAGCUGCCAAAAUGUAUGUGUGAAGCAGACGUGAUGAUAUACAGCUUUGUUUCAGGAUGGCUUUUAUAAAGAAGUGUCCUUCUAUAAUCGAUCCCACUGUUUUGUGUACUGUACCUCACGAGUUUAACAUGAGAGCAGCGGAAAGCACAGUGGACGCUCCUUCCUACGUCCUUCCUUCCUGUUGCUGCUCUUUUCCUUUGAUACACCUUAAGCAGAUCCUGACAUUAUGUUAAAGUCAUCAGGAGUUUAGUGACGAUGAUGAUGUGAGGAUUUUAUGUGUGGACAUGCUUACAGUGCUGACCUAAUGUGUGUGUGUGUGUGCGUGUGUGUGUUCAUUGUCCUUCAUGUCUGUACAGUGAGAGAGAAAGAGAGCUGCACAAAAAUCAUGUUUACUAAUAUAUACAUUCUCUAUAUUCUAUAUUUUGUGCAUAAAGUGUCAUCUGAAUUAAAGGGAUUAUAAUACAAUGAA